Messenger RNA from Gigantopelta aegis, 2253 nucleotides. Its product is annotated as putative leucine-rich repeat-containing protein DDB_G0290503. Gene Ontology annotation, molecular function: G protein-coupled receptor activity. NCBI's taxonomy places the organism in Eukaryota, Metazoa, Mollusca, Gastropoda, Neomphalida, Peltospiridae. Gene Ontology annotation, biological process: G protein-coupled receptor signaling pathway. Gene Ontology annotation, cellular component: plasma membrane. The transcript is spliced from 2 exons. The coding region runs from base 145 to 2145 and encodes 666 amino acids. The record is from RefSeq and is a predicted model, not a curated record.
UGAGCCGUGUCUUGUGUGUUAUGUAUAAAAGGCGGACCGGGUCGCGUUUCUUCAGUCGAUAUUUGUAACCUCUUAGGUGAUUUCCACGUGAUCGUAACUGAACCGAUAAUGAACGUACACCCAAAACAGCCACUAACAUAGGUUAUGUCCAGCAGUCCAGUCAGCAAUAUGAACGACACAGACACCGAACGUUUGACUGAAACAACCAGGUGGUUGUGGAGAAUAUGCGGACCACUUAUUUUCAUUCCCGGAUUAAUCGGCAACUUUAUUGCCAUGUGGAUUUUCAUCAAACUGAAAAUCACCUCUUCUAAAGCCUAUUUUCAUCUGUUUAUUUUAGCUGUCACUGAUACUGCAGUUUUGUUCACUAGCCUCGGCAGACUGUGGAUUAAAUACACGUUUGACUUAGAUGUACGAGACCUUUCAGACGCAAGCUGCAAAUUUCAUCAAUUCCUUACGUACACUUUCAUGGAUUUCUCUGGAUGGAUUCUGGUGUCUCUUUCAAUCGAGAGGUUUAUCAGCGUUUACUUUCCUUUCAAAUUCAAAAAAUGGUGCACCGUUAAAAGAGCAAUGUUGAAAUUAGUAGUUGUUUUUGUUUUGAUAUGUGCGAUAAAUGCUCACAUGCUGGUGAUGUACGGACGCGACAAUGACGACAAGUGUAACAUCAGACACGAGAACUUGCGUCAAUACAAGGAUUGGCGUCGUUACGACGCAGACAUAUUUGUUUGGAUAGAUUUGUGUAUUUUAUCAUUCAUUCCGUUUGUGAUAAUGUUUACAUGCUCAGUGUUAAUCAUCCACAGGCUAAAAUACCCGGGCAUGGUUCAACAACAAGGUACAAAGAGACGUAAAACGUGGAUACUGUUGAUAUUGGCAAUAGUUUACAUUUGUUUGUCUCUUCCUAACUCUAUCACCUAUCCCGUUAACGCCUUACUUCCAAAGAACUGCAGUUAUUGCGAUGUCCAGUGGGAUCUUGCCUGGACGGGCACGUACCUGAUACUCUUAUGUAACUACGCCAUAAAUGCUAUUAUCUACACGAAGCAAAGCAAGGAGUUUAAUAAAGAGUUUCAUAAACUCAUUCGUUGCCAGCUACUCAGGAGAAUCUGUAUACCCAGAUGUCAGGAAAAAUCUUUCAGAACACCGACACACAUGAACGGUCACCAUAACAGAAUACAAAACUUGACAUCUUCAAUUACUUUAUCAUCAUCGAUGGGAGAUAGCAGUUUUACCAACACAUGCUCCAGUGCAGGUAGUCUAAAUCAUAGUUCACUGGGCUCUGUGAAACCCGGUGUGUGUAACCCAGCAGAUAUUCACUGCAUUGAGGUGCAUUGUGAGGCAGCAGAAAAUCCUGCUACUGAACAUGUCACUGGUGAUGACGGUGGAAUAAUUACGAGGCGGGCUUUCGAGUCAAAUUAUGACAACUUACUAAAAAGGGCGGCUGAGCAGUCGGAAGGAAAACAUAGCAAUAAUGAUGAAACAGAGAACAGUGUUGUUGAUACACUGAAUAGUGUUGAUGAAAGACAGAACAGUGCUGGUGAAACACUGAUCAGUGUUGAUGAAAGACAGAACAGUGCUGGUGAAACACUGAUCAGUGUUGAUGAAAGACAGAACAGUGCUGGUGAAACACUGAGCUGUGUUGAUAAAAGUCAGAACAGUGUUGAUGAAAGACAGAACAGUGCUGGUGAAACACAAAACAGUUCUGGUGAAACAUUAAACAGUGUUGAUGAAAGACUGUACAGUACUGGCGAAACACAAAACAGUUCUGGAGAAACACAUAAAAGUAUUGGUGAAACACAAAACAGUUCUGAUGAAACACUGAAAAGUGUUGAUGAACGACUGAUCAAUAUUAAUGAAACACAAAACAAUGCUGGUGAAAAACAAAACAGUUCUGGUAAAACACUGGACAGUAUUGGUGAAAGAGAGAACAGUAUUGGCAAAACAGAAAACAGUACUGGCGAAAUACUCAACAGUAUUGGUGAAACGGAAAACAGUGGUGAUGAAACACUUAACAGUAUUGGUGAAACACUGAACAAUAUUGAUGAAACACAAAACAGUGCUGUUGAAAGACUGAAUGCUAAUGGAGAAACACUGACCGGUGCAGGUAAAACAUCAAAGAGUAUUAGCGAAACAGAAUACAUCACUCGUUUGUAAACGAGUAAGUUACCAGUCGGUGUAUUUACAGAACAAACGAUAUAUUUUCUUCAUAUUUAUGUUUUUAUUUUAUUUAUUGAUGUAUUAAUAAAAUAAAACCCAAUAAAA